Messenger RNA from Diachasma alloeum, 1791 nucleotides. RefSeq lists its product as uncharacterized. The record is from RefSeq and is a predicted model, not a curated record. The transcript has 2 exons. Lineage: Eukaryota; Metazoa; Arthropoda; Insecta; Hymenoptera; Braconidae. The coding region runs from base 131 to 1528 and encodes 465 amino acids.
UGUCAGUGGCCAUAAUAGAUGAUGGAUAUUUGAGUCAUCUAUUCGAAUAUGCCCUAAUUCUGAGAAGGCCCGCAUUCCUCUCCCUUUACCUGAUCAUCUGAUUGUUGAUAUUAGCACGGAUGGUGCGAAUAUGGAUAAUAAAAGUAAGAUAAAUAUGUGGCCCAUCCAAAUGAGGGUUGUGAAUAUUGAAAAAUCCACUCCAAUUAUCGUUGGAAUCUUUCGUGGAUUGACAAAACCGGCGUGUUCCAGAGAUUUCUUCUCUGAUUUCAUUUCCGAAUGGAAAAACAUUCAAGAGGAUGGAGGAAUUACAAUUGAAGACAGAACGAUAAAGCUGUGUAUUCGAUGUGUAAUUGCUGAUGCACCAGCUCGAGCUUUUCUUCUCUGCCACGUAGGACACCGUGGCUACAAUAACUGUUCGAAAUGUACCAUGGAUGAAACUCCCCGCACGGAUGUAGAUUAUGCGGCUAUGACAGAUGAAAGUCAUCAUCACGGUCCAAGUUUUCUGGCAGAUUUAGGAAUCGGCAUGGUGUCUCAAGUGGCUUUUGAGUGGAUGCAUUUAUCUCUGUUGGGAACCACAAAACGACAAAUAAGAGCAGCGGUAACUUACAACCGACGAUUCCACAGUUACGUUAGACUUGAUGAUACACAGAUUGAUAUAAUCAAUAGCCGAAUGCGCAUAAUCGCUGAAUAUACACCACGUGAAUUUUCGAGACGGCCGACUGACAUUAGGCAAUAUCACAAGAUGAAAGCAACAGAAUUACGUCAGCUAAUUUUAUAUACUGGACCAGUCAUCAAUCAUGGAGUAUAUAAAAGCAAUAUUUACUAUCAUUAUUUGUUAUACCACGUUGCGCUGCGAUAUUUCGCAUCUCCCCAUAGCUCGCCACACCAUGUGACCUUGGCAGGUACACUGAUGAAUCAGUGGGUAAAGGGAUGCAGCAAAUUAUACGGAGAAAAAUUCGUGACGUAUAAUGCUCAUGGUCACCUCCACAUGGUAGAAGAUGUGAGGAGGUUCGGGUAUUUGGAUUCAUUCUCUGCCUUUCCAUAUGAGAAUCUUACGCAAUAUUUGAGAAGAAUGUUGAGGAAACCAGCACACCCAUUGCAACAAAUCGCGCGGAGAAUUAGAGAGAAAUCCAAUAGCAAAGGAGAAACGAGGCAUCAUCAUACACUCACUGUGAAGUCGUCACAACCUCAUUCUAAUGGCCCACGAAGGCCCGAUGAUAUGGACGUAUGUAGCGAAGAAUAUGUGCAAUACAAUCUGAUAAAAACCGAUGAUUUCACGCUCGGCACUAAUCAGCGCGACAACUGCUGCAUUUUGAAUGAUUCCAGUGUUUGCCUUAUUCUCAACAUUUUUGCGGCAGCUACCAAGGGAUACCAGUUGGCUGUCCAAAAAUUCCGGAACAUGGAGUCUUGGUUCCCUACUGGACUCGAUUCAACGGAAGUAGGAAGUUUUAAAUGUUCUAAGCUGGAACCGACAUUACAUUAUGUUGAUUUGAGUGAAAUAGUUGCCAAGUGUUAUCGGACACCGUAAUGGCCGCUUCCUGAACCGAAUAAUCUACCACCUGACAAGCCAUCACCUGGAAUAUUUAUUGUAACAGUAAUGUUGUAGCAGUAAUAAACAAUAAAGGGGUUUAUUGGACACAAUGAACGACAACAAUGAAGCAUGGACAUCAAAUAGGAAUAUUCUCUAGAAUUCGCUCGGUGAACCCUUCGACGUCUAUAGAGGUGGUAUGAGUACAAUGGGGGAUCAAAUGCUGUCUACCAGUCUCCAAUAACUUUUUUUAAACACUCUUA